GGAGCUAGAGACUCCUCUGGCUCUCCAGCUGCCAUCCUACUCCUGCUGCUCCUCCUCCUCCUCCUUCACCAGAACCACUUCUAUUUCUCAUCACAUCCAGAGCACAUUGGAGAUGUGACGAUUAGAGAGAGACUGGUGACAUUUAGCUGCCUGUGCAUUGACACGACCUCUUGACCUCAUCUUCAGCAUGAAUGGUGAUAUGCCUCAUGUUCCCAUCACUACUCUUGCUGGAAUUGCUAGCCUAACCGACUUACUAAACCAGCUGCCUUUGCCUUCUCCUCUUCCGGCCACCACUGCUAAGAGUCUGCUCUACAAUGGAAGGAUCUCAGAUGAGGUCAGCAGCCUGUUGGUGUGUCGAGACGAGAAUCUGGUGACUCAGUUGGCACAUAGCCUUAACCAGGUCUCCACUGAACACAUAGAGCUAAAGGACAACCUGGGAAAUGAUGAACCUGAGGGUGAUAUGCCAGUACUCCUUCAAACGCUACUGUCCAUGAACCCCAGAAUCUUCAGGGACAAAAGACAGCAGCCACUGAUACAACAGUAUAAGGUUUCUCAGAAUCAUGGCAGUCCAGCAUCAAACUAUCAGCAAACCUCUGUCUCUCAAAGCCCCUCUGGAUGCUUUACAUCCCCACAGUGUGGGACAGCUACCCAGUUUGUACCUCAGCAGAACAGUCCAAUACCAAGUCCUUAUACCCCUCAGAGCCCAGUAGACUACAUCCAGUACAAUCCACCCAGUUACUCUCAUCAUCAGCAAGCCCAGCAGGUUGCUAGUAGUGUGAGAAAUAUUCACAACAACGAAGCCUCUGAACAGCUUUCAAGUAAUUCAUCUAACCAUAAUACAAGACUUGGCUCAGACGAAGAGUAUGUGAACGUCGCUCAUAGACUGGAAGAUGAGGAAAAUGAGUCUUCAAUGAAGGUUGCUGUAUUUCCCGUUAAAUCUCAUAUUGCGUGUUCCCCUGCUGGGAGUGAAGAGGCAGCAAAAAGGUCCAGGCCUCCCCUCAUCAUGCAGUCACCUCCAAUUGACGUGCCACAAGGUGCAUCACCUGACCUUCUCCUCACAACACCUGAUCGCAGAAAAAAACAUAGAGACAAGAGUAAAGUGGAAAAUGAGCAUGUGGACAAAAAUGUCUUCUAUGAUAUAGUUAGUUCUCCAUCUAAGGACUCUGCCAAGCUGACUUUAAAACUUUCCAGAGUGAAGAUGCCAGACCUGAAUCAAGCUGAAGAACUGUCCCCGAGAUUAAAUUUGGACUCAGACCACAAAACGGUUAUAUUGAACAAUAAUAAUCAGUUGUUCAGUACCCCUCAAGACUUUCCGCACAAAUUAGAAGCAGAGGAGGAGGAGAAAAACUGUCAACAGGUUGCUGUGCAGCCAAAUACCAAGGAAACGGGAAUCAUCAGUGUGUUUGAUGACUCUGAGAUUGAAGCACUUGCAGAAAUUGACAGAAUAGAACCUGAAUCAGCCAGUGAGCGAGAACGAUGCUCUAAAGAGGUCCAGGACAAAGAUAAGCCACUUAAAAAACGUAAACAAGAUACAUAUCCUCAGGAAUAUGAAGCUGAGACAAGUGAGGGACCUACUGUACAAGCGGCCAACAGCAUCAGCAAGCUGACACCCAAAAAAUCAAGUACUGCAAGUAACGGCGCCAUUCGGCCUGCCUUGAUGGUCAGUAUUGAUCUGCAGCACGCUGGCAGAAAAGUAGGACAGCCUGUAGUGAUCUUGGAACCACAGCCAUUGUGUGAAGAUCACAUACAUCGCAUCAAGACAAAUGCUGAUGAAAAGGUCAAUAAUGUUGCUGAGAACAGACCUGGGAUCAUCAGACAGCUUCCUGACACCUCCCAUAUACCUGGCACAGAUGAGCAUAAAGACACCCAUAAGCAAAAGCAGGAAAGCCGACGUGAAUUAAGACACAAACACAACUCCAAAACUGACAACGACAAGGGGCACUCAGAUGACACACAGCCGGACAUGACAUGGCAGAAACAUGACAGGCUUUCAGAUUCACAUCACAAAGAGGAAAAGAACAUCAGUCACCAAUCCCACGGCAGCAGACCUGAAACGCCAAAAUCCACAGGCAUGGUGGAUUGUAACUCUAGACAUGAAGACAACAAAGACGGGGGUAUAGAAAAAGAUGUGGACAGAGAGACGCAGAGGAACAGAGACAAAGACAAACUCAGAGAUGGAAGCAAAGCUAGAGAUAAGGUCAAACCUAGAGAAAGAGACAAGGACAGAGAUAAAGACAAAUGUAAAGACACAAACAUAGAUGAAGAUAAAGAGAUAAACAUAGAUAAAGACAAAGACAGGAAUAAAUUAAAAAACAGAAAUGUGGAAAGAGAAAAAAUCAAAGACAGGACUAAAGGGAAAAGAAAAGACCUGGACACAAAAAAAGACAAAGAUGGGAAUGGUGGCAAAGAAAAGGGCAUAGACAGAGAAAAAGACAGGAAUGGAGACAAAGACAGGGAUGAAGAUAAAAAAAUGAACAAAAAUAAAGACCAAAAUAUAGUCAGAAACACUGACAUGGACACAGUAAAAGACGAGGACAGGAGUAGAGACAAAGAAAAAGACAGAGACAGAGAAAAAAACAAGGAUAGGAAUAAAGGCAAAGAAAAAGAUAAAAUUAUGGACAGAGAAAUAGACAAAGACAGGAAUGGAGACACAGACAAAGAUGAAGUUAAAGAAAAGAACAGACAUAAAGACAAAGACAGGAAUAAAGUCAAAAACAGAGUCUUGGACAGAGAAAAAGAAAAGGACAGGAUUAAAGACAAAGAAAAAAACUUUGACAGAGAAAAAGACAAUGGUAGGAAUAGAGGCAAAGAUAAAGAUACGGACAGAGAAAUUGACAAGGACAGGAAUGAAGACAGAGAAGACGAUAAACAGAUGCACAAAGACAGGACUAAGGUAAAAAACAGAAACAUGGACAGAGAAAAAGGCAAGGACAGGAGUAAAGGCAAAGAAAAAUAUGUGAACAGAGAAAAAGACAAGGACAAAACUAAAGACAAAGAAAAAGACGUUGACAGAGAAAAAGACAAGGACAAGAUUAAAGACAAAGAAAAAGACUUUGACAGAGAAAAAGGCAAUGGUAGGAAAAGAGUCAAAGAUAAAGAUAUGGACAGAGAAAUAGACGAGGACAUGAAUGAAGACAAAGACAGAGAUGAAGAUAAAGAGAUGCACAGAUAUAAAGACAAAGACAGACAUAGAGUCAAAAACAGAAACACGGACAGAGAAAAAGUCAAGGACAGGAGUAGUGGCAAAGAAAAAGAUACACACGUGGAUAAAGAAAAAAACAGAGAAAAGGAUGCAGACAGAGACAAAGACGGCGACAGGAACAGGAAGCACAGGACAUUAUCAAAAGAAGUGUGCAGCAAAACCUCACAUGAUCAGAACACUAAACCUGAAAGCCCAAAAAUGAAGCAAGAUGGAAGCAGAAAAUCAGCUGAUCUGGAUGGUGGACAGAAGACAGGCAGCUCCAAGCUUCACAAUCCCACAAAUAAGGACCAUAAUACAAGCUGGGAUGGCUGGGACGUUAGCUGCCUACCUGGAAACAAACAACCAGCCUCUGAGACAAAGUCCAGCGAGUUCCCUUCAUACCUGCUGGGUGGCAAUACAGGAAGCCUUAAAAACUUUGUGAUUCCUAAACUAAAUAGAGAUGGAGCAGAUAAGGACCCCAAAGGCACACUGGUCUGUGGAUGGACCGAACCACGUGUGAGGUUGGAGAGGGUGUCGCUCAAAGAGACAUUAAACAAAAGAUCUAAACCAGUUGUUGUGCUUAAGAGACUCAGCAUCGAGAGCGUAAAAAGGAUAAUUAAGGAAACCAAGAAUGCACACAGGUCCCGAUCCAAACACUGGUCCUCGUUUGAAAAUUCAACCAGAGGGAUGUUUUGUGAGAGAGCAAAUAAGCGACGGCACAGCAUGAUCACUCAGAGGUCUAAAUAUGCUGAGGCAGACUCGGAUGAUGAGAAAGAUAGUAGUGAGGAUGAUUCUGACAACCAGUCUGCAAGAAAAAGAAAAAAGAGCAACCAUGACAGGACAUGGAAGUUUGAAGAGAAAAGGGGUUCGAAGGACCACCGGCGUGGUGGAGGCUUUUCUAACUCACGCAAUCGGGAUUGGAACUCAGAUGAUUCAGAUGAAAACUCUCCACCACUGAGGCUGAAUGAUGUUUCCAGAAAAAUGAAGAAAAAAGAGAAGCAGAAAAGCAGAAUGAUGUAUGAUUCCAUGACUUUAGAAGAAAAGUUGGACUCUUCUACAUUUAAGAGAUUUACAUCCAGCGUGGACAACAUUCUUGAGAGCCUUGAGGACAUAGACCUCACUGCAACAGAUGAUGAUGAGAUUCCUCAAGAGCUUCUCCUUGGAAAGCAGCAGCUGAGUGAGCUGUGCAGCGAUUCCACCAAGAUUAAAGCUAUGAGCAUCUUCAACAAGUUUUCAUCAAGUAAACUGGUGAAAAUUUUAAAUAUUCUGGAGAAGAACAUUCAAGACAGCGUCACUCUCUCCACCUUAAUGAGUCAUGAUAAUGACUCCAUGGAUGAGGAGCGUUUGUGGCGUGACCUCAUCAUGGAGCGCGUGACCAAGUCUGCAGACGCCUGUUUGACUGCACUCAACAUAAUGACUUCUCCACGCAUGCCUAAAGUCGUUUAUAUAGAGGACAUAAUCGAGAGGGUGCUGCAGUUCACCAAGUUUCACCUGCAGAGCACUUUGUACCCUCAGUAUGACUCUGCCUACAGAAGUGGAGGUGGCACACAUACCUCAAAGUCCAAGAGAGCAAAGUCUUCCAUUCACAAACAGAAAGUGGUCGUGGUGCUCUACAGCAAAGUGUGCGAUAUUAUCAGCAACAUCUCCGAGCUCCUUGAAAUCCAGCUGCUCACCGACACAACAAUUCUUCAGGUGUCCAACCUUGGUAUAACACCUUUUUUUGUGGAGAACGUCAGCGAACUGCAGUUAUGUGCCAUCACACUAGUGACAGCAGUGUUCUCUCGUUAUGAGAAGCACAGACAACUCGUUCUUGAAGACAUUUUCACCUCCAUGGCUAGACUUCCUACAAGUAAACGCAGCCUCAGAAACUUUAGGUUAAACAGCAGUGAUUCAGAUGGAGAGCCCUUGUAUAUCCAGAUGGUCUCGGCCCUCGUUCUUCAACUCAUCCAGUGUGUGGUUAACUUUCCCUUUGAGAAAGAGGCCGAGGAGGAACGCAAUAAAAAGAUGGAUAAAGACGCUAUCAUUACAAACUCUUAUGAAACUGCCAUGAGGACCGCUCAAAACUUUCUCUCAGUGUUUCUGAAGAAAUGUGGCAGUAAACAGGGAGAAGAAGACUACAGACCUUUGUUUGAGAACUUUGUUCAUGACCUGCUGUCUGCCGUCAACAAGCCUGAGUGGCCAGCAGCUGAACUGCUGCUCAGUUUACUGGGCCGACUUCUGGUGCACCAGUUCAGUAAUAAGCAGACAGAAAUGGCUCUCAGGGUGGCAUCGCUGGACUACCUCGGCACUGUUGCCUCUCGCCUGCGUAAAGAUGCUCUCUCUAGCAGGAUGGACCAAAGAACUAUUGAUCGCAUUCUCAAAGAGACUCCAGGCAGUGAUGAGAUACAGCAACUCCAAAAGGCUUUGUUGGACUUUCUAAAUGGAAACAUCGAUGCAGAUCCAGCUUUACUGUUUGCCAGGAACUUUUAUAUUGCCCAGUGGUACAGGGACAAUACAGUGGAGGUAGAAAAAGCGAUCAAGUCUCAAAAUGAAAAUGAUGAGGACUCUAAAGAUUGGCGACAUUCCAAAAAUGUGGACCCGACUGAGGAGAUUGCACAGUUCGCUGAGGCAAGGAAGAAAUUUCUUCGUAAGAUCAUCAGGACUACACCUUCAGAUUUCAGCUCUGUCAGAGCAAAGUCUGACGCAAUAGACUAUGAAGACUCCUGUCUGGUUGUCAGAUAUCUGGCUUCUAUGAGACCGUUUGCACAGAGCUUUGACAUUUAUUUAUCACAGAUUCUGAGAGUCCUGGGUGAGAGUGCCAUCGCAGUGCGAACUAAAGCCAUGAAAAGUCUGUCAGAAGUUGUGGCUGUGGAUCCAAGUAUUUUAGCGCGAGUGGACAUGCAGCGCGGAGUGCAUUGUCGCCUCAUGGACAACUCCACAAGUGUACGAGAAGCAGCGGUGGAGCUUCUUGGUCGCUUUGUGCUGAGUCGACCAGAGCUUAUUGAGCAAUACUACGACAUGCUCAUCGAAAGGAUUCUGGACACUGGUAUCAGCGUGAGAAAAAGAGUCAUUAAGAUUCUGAGGGACAUUUGCUUGGAGCAACCAGACUUCCACAAGAUCACAGAGAUGUGUGUUAAGAUGAUCCGAAGGGUCAACGAUGAAGAAGGGAUCAAGAAACUGGUGAAUGAGACAUUCCAGAAACUCUGGUUUUCUCCCACACCGAGUCAUGACAAAGACGCCCUGUCAAGGAAGAUCUUGAACAUCACAGAUGUUGUGUUGGCUUGUAAAGAUUCUGGUUAUGACUGGUUUGAGCAGCUUCUGCAAAAUCUUCUGAAAUCAGAGGCGGAUGCUUCAUACAAACCGACCAAGAAGGCCUGCACCCAGUUAGUGGACAAUUUAGUGGAACACAUAAAACAAUACGAGGAGUCCAUUGCAGACUGUGAAGACAAAGGGGUAAACUCAGGCCGUCUGGUAGCGUGCAUCACCACUCUCUACCUAAUUACUAAAAUCAGAGCCCAGUUUAUGGUCAAACAUGCCAUGACAAUGCAGCCUUACCUAACCAUCAAAUGCAAUACCCAAAAUGACUUCAUGGUAAUUUGCAAUGUGGCCAAGAUCCUGGAGCUUGUCGUGCCUCUGAUGGAUAACCCUAGUGAGACAUUCCUCACUACGAUAGAGGAAGACCUGAUGAAGCUUAUCAUCAAAUACGGCAUGAUGGUCGUGCAGCACUGUGUGAGCUGUCUUGGUGCCAUUGUGAACAAAGUCACGCACAACUACAAGUUUGUUUGGGCUUGUUUCAAUCGAUUUUACGGAGCUCUGGCUAAACUCAAGACGCAGCACCAGGAGGACUCCAGCAGCUCCACUCUGGCUGCUAACAAACCCACCCUGCUGCGCUCCCUGUUUACUGUGGGGGCUCUGUGUCGACACUUUGACUUCGACCAAGAAGAAUUCAAGGGUACUAACAAGAUUGUCAUUAAGGAAAAGGUGUUGGAGCUUCUGCUGUAUUUCACCACUCAUGAGGAUGAGGAAGUCCAGAUCAAGGCCAUCAUAGGUCUAGGGUUCCAGUUCAUCAUGCACCCAGAGCUCAUGUUUGUGCAGGACAUAAAGGUCCUGUAUAACAACAGGCUGUCGGAUGACAACAGUGCCGUCAGUUUAAAAAUCCAGGUGCUCAAAAACCUGCAGACGUACCUGCAGGAGGAGGACUCUCGAAUGCAGGAGGCUGAUCGAGAAUGGAAAAACCAAGCCAAACAGGAAGAUUUGAAGGAGAUGGGGGACAUUUCAUCAGGCAUGAGCAGCUCCAUUAUGCAGAUUUACCUCAAGCAGGUGCUGGAGUCCUUCUUUCACUCACAGUCCACUGUUCGGCACUUCGCUCUGAGUGUCAUUACUCUGACUCUGAGUCAGGGUCUCAUCCACCCUGUGCAGUGUGUGCCCUACUUGAUUGCCAUAGGAACAGAUCCAGAGCCAACCAUGAAGAACAAAGCGGACCAGCAACUCGUGGAGAUUGACAAGAAAUAUUCAGGUUUCAUCCAUAUGAAGGCUGUUGCAGGGUUGAAGAUGUCCUAUCAGGUGCAGCAGGCCAUAAAUGGAGGCAAAAGCGCAGCGAUCCGAGGUUUUCGUUGCGAUGACUCAGACUCUGCUCUCUGCUCUCAUCUCUACACGAUGGUCCGUGGGAACCGACAACACAGACGAGCCUUUCUCAUCUCCCUGCUCAACCUGUUUGAUGACAGCUCUAAAACAGAGGUGAACAUGCUGCUCUUUGUAGCCGACAACCUGGCCUGCUUCCCAUACUUAACCCAGGAAGAGCCUCUUUUCAUCAUGCAUCACAUAGACAUUACACUGUCUAUCUCUGGUAGCAACCUGCUCCAGUCUUUCAAGGAGUGUUUACGGAAAGAGCCCAUAAGGCACGAGAAGAAGGUGAAGACUAAAAAGAGAAAAAAGAAGCAUUCUCGCAGGAGGAAAGACAGUUCAGAUGAGGAUGAAGAUGACGAGGAGGAAAAGCAGAGCAGCAGCACAUCCAGCAGCAGUGAUGAGGAAGAAGAAGAAGAGGUCCACAGGCGAAAAAAGCCCGGAGCGCACGACUCAGACUCAGACUUGGAGGACGAGGAGGCUGUGAUGGACCGUUUGCCUGAUAACACCACCCCUCUGAUGGACUUUGCGAGUGCUUCACAGGGUGUUCUGCUCCUGCUGGUCCUCAAACAGCAUCUGAAAAAUCUUUACGGCUUCUCAGACAGCAAAAUCCAAAAGUAUUCACCAACAGAGUUAGCCAAAGUCUACGACAAGGCGGUGAACAGGAAAUCUAAGGUGCACUUCAACCCUCGUCAGACUCUGGAUUACCUGAAGAGCAAUCUCACGAAGAGAGAACUCAGCUACGAGACUAAGAAGAAUAUCGUCAAACAGUAUUUGGAUUUCAAGGUACUGAUGGAGCACUUGGACCGUGACGAAGAGGAUGAGGAAGGGGGUGAAGCUAAUGCCAAUGCCAGAAACAAAGCCAUCAAUUCGCUGCUGAAGGGCCCGAAACCCCAGAACCACAACCACAGUGAUUACACAGCUCCAGUGGAGACAGACGAUGAGGAGAGUGAGGAAGAAGAUCCUCCUGCGCGCAAACCGAGAAAAGGUGCUGCUGAGGAUUCAGGUCAGAUGAACGAGACAGUGGAAGAGAUGGACGUCGUCGCCGUCUUCCGUCCUAAAUACAAAGACAGGCCGCAGAUCGCCAGAGUCAUCCAGAAGACCAGAGGUGGCUACAGUAUACACUGGAUGACAGGAUCGUACUCUGGAUCGUGGUCUACGGCAAAGAAAAGGGACGGUCGCAAAAAGGUGCCUUGGGUCGACACGAUCAAGGAGUCGGACAUCAUUUGCAAGAAAAUCUCCUUGACGAGCGGACAGAAGCUGACAAACAAAGUGGCACAGACGUUACGGGCGCUGUACGCCGCCAAGGAUAAGAGUUAACUCCUCUAAAACACAGCCUGAAUCUUUGGAUCUUCUAUACAGAGAAAGAAAGGAAGCCUGUUCAGAUUUUAAAGUUCUGGUGGAGUGAAGCGCAUCGCGAGCAGUUCACUUUGUGACAUGUUUCAAUUUAAACACAGGCAAAACAGAGAAGGAAAUGUUUGUGAAAACAUUGUGUGGGAGUUCCUUCGCUGUUGUGCAGCCACUUGGAUGUUUGGUUUUUACUCCCACUGUAUCAUAGUUUAACGCAGAAACAUGUUUAUAUCUGAAUAUAAUUCUGUAAAAAAAAAAAAUUAAAGUGAAUGUUGGAAACUAGUGUAUUGAUGAUGUUCUUAAUAAAGUGUUUUUGGAAAUAAAAGUACAGCCAGACAAAUUUAUUUACUUGACCUAAA
Nematolebias whitei (Rio pearlfish) is the source of this 9492-nucleotide messenger RNA. Its product is annotated as nipped-B-like protein B. Lineage: Eukaryota; Metazoa; Chordata; Actinopteri; Cyprinodontiformes; Rivulidae. The transcript is spliced from 47 exons. Gene Ontology annotation, biological process: heart morphogenesis; establishment of protein localization to chromatin; establishment of mitotic sister chromatid cohesion. The record is from RefSeq and is a predicted model, not a curated record. Gene Ontology annotation, molecular function: chromatin binding. Bases 188 to 9103 code for a protein of 2971 amino acids. Gene Ontology annotation, cellular component: Scc2-Scc4 cohesin loading complex.